Messenger RNA from Talaromyces stipitatus ATCC 10500, 357 nucleotides. RefSeq lists its product as uncharacterized. NCBI's taxonomy places the organism in Eukaryota, Fungi, Ascomycota, Eurotiomycetes, Eurotiales, Trichocomaceae. The record is from RefSeq and is a predicted model, not a curated record. The coding region runs from base 1 to 357 and encodes 118 amino acids. The transcript is spliced from 4 exons.
AUGGCGAAUUGGCUCUACGACGCCGUGCCCGGUGACGAUGAGAAGAAGUUAUCCACGUAUACAAUUUGGGUCAUGUACGAGGCUGCAAACAACAAGAACCAAGUUGAAGGACUUCCUUUUAUGGCGUGGCGUACAGCAACUACCUAUAUUAAGGAGUCAAGGAUUGUCAAUAAUACCCACAUGGUGCCAUCUAUCGAGGAAGAAGACGAGGGUAUUCAUAAAGAAAUACCUUCUAAGGGGCCAAAUCAGCCAAGUCAAGAUGUCUGCGAUACCUACCUCUUCAGUGCCACUCUAAGCAAGAUCCUUGGAUCCGUACAGCAAGGUGCCACCCGACAAAUAUGGACGUCAACCUGUUGA